UAACACCGCGAUAGCGCACCAAGCAUCGAUGUAGUUUUUACAUCCCUAUUCUGCAAUAUUAUUUCACGGCACGGUCCAAACACACGAAUAACAGGGCUUGGUUGGAGUCGCGCAAACGCAAAUAGAAGCCAUGGACGUUGCCCCCGCACCGCCCGCCAGUUCCGGCGGCGAUCAUAGCACCCAGCAGGCGCCGAUCAGUCCGAAUCAAAAUCCAAACCAAGCGCCGGCCGCACUCGCAAAGGCAACAAUCGAAAAUGGUGUACAAACAGGAGGAGCGAAAAAGCCAGAGAGCUGCGGUGAGAAAGCCCCCGCCGCAGAACCGACACAUUCCACUGGGGCUGUCCAGAAGGACGACCGGGACGAGGGCAAGCCGAAGACCGAGCUGGCUGACAAAGUAUUAAUUACCAUAUGCAGCGCCGAUCGCAAGAUCAAGAAGACCUUCAUGUCGUUGCCCACUCGAAAGGAUGUAAUCGACAAAGCUCAUAAAUACGGCCUGUGCGGCAACACAAUUGUCCUGGAGAGCAACGGCUGCGAGAUCUGCGAGGACGACGUGCUCUUGUUCGCCGCCAAGGAGAAGAUUCUGUUGAUGCUCCUCGCCGAGUCGGAGGAGUAUGUGGUGCUUCCUCCGCCAUCUCCCCUCAACCGAUCCGAACGCGCCGGCAGCUCGGUGGAUCCCAGCUUCUAUGCCAACAAUAGUAUUGUGUCGAACCCGAACGAUUCGACGGUCUCUAAUGACGAGACCAUGUCGCUGUCCAGCGUAACGCCAUCAAGUGCAAAGAGUUCUGCUUUAUUCAAGGAGUUCUCAAUACCCUGGAGCAAGGUGCCUGGGGACAUAAUGAAACUACUGAAGGGAAAAGGAAGUUUGGGCAAGCGCUUGAAUACACUGGCAAAUGUUUUGGUGGAGGCUCUCCGUGAAAUAUCCGCCCACAUUCCCAUACGGAUUUUCCGACAGGUCGCCCAGCAGGCGGCUGAAAAGUACCCCGACUCCUUACUCGAAAAAGACCGCGAGGGACAGUUUAUAGCCACCACUCCGCAAUCGCUCAUAUCCAAGAUGAUCAACCGGAACAAUGCACUAAACAAACCCCAGAAACGCGGCAGCUCAGGAACCUUUGAGAUCCACAUCCCUAAUAAAAAACGAAAAUUCGGAGGUGGUGCUUCCAAUGGUGAUGCAAAAUCGCUAGCUCUCAACAGGGAUUUGGAGCACAAAAAGGAGUUACUAAUCUCCAGCUACCGAGGCAGUUCCCCACUGGAACCGUCCGUCAUAAUCGAAUACAUGAAAGAGUGCUUCCCGCUGCAGCGCUCCUUUUUUAAUAACAGCGAAAAGAUCCCGGAUAUAACGGCCAUUAAGGACAAUUGGCCAUAUAUUUUUGACAAGGCUGUGCUGUACCAGCACUUUGAGCUGCUUAUGUCCAUCGAUCCCCGGGCUCUAGAGAAGCGCUUGGCUAGCGAAAAGGAUCGCUUUUUCAGGUUUUUUAAGAGUUCGAAGAACAAGAAGAUCAGCGCUUUGGAGGAGACCAACGCUAAUUUCCUGCGUGGCAUAGCGUACUAUUUCAAUGAGGAUCCCGACUACAUUUUCAAGCACCUCGACAGCAGUUCCCUUAGUAAGGAAUCACUGCAAAGCACGAAUCCCACAAACGCCCCCUGGGUGGCUCUAGUCAAUUCACCCAUAACAACCACCGACGGCGUGGAAUCGCAAAUGGAGGCGAAGGUCUAUAUCGAAGGUCAGAUAAUGGCAACAUUCGCUGCCAAAGACGAAGACCUGCCGGACAUUCUGGCCCAGUUGAUCUGCUACUACUAUACCUUUAACAUGAUGUACCCUAAGGAAGCCAAUCAAACACUCGAAUUUAUCGUCGUUUACUUUCUGCAGCACUCGCCGGAACAAGUGCGAUCGGGCAAAAAAUCGGUGACCACCAACGGCAAGUUUAACCACCUUAUCGCCAAGCUUUCCAAUGUACAUGGCUGAAAUUGCAUUUGGACGAUUUUUGGCUGGAACCAUGGCGCAGCGGGCGCCGCUUCAAUCUCCUCUUGCUCCUCCCAACGGAGGAGGAGCCGAACUCUGUUUAGUUUAUUUAUUUUCGCCGACCUAUUCCACAUGUAUUUGUACCACUAUUUUUAAGAUUUGCAUAAAGUGUGUAGUAAUGUUGUGUAUACAUUUCUGAUUUGUCACCCGA
Messenger RNA from Drosophila sechellia, 2171 nucleotides. RefSeq lists its product as uncharacterized. The record is from RefSeq and is a predicted model, not a curated record. NCBI's taxonomy places the organism in Eukaryota, Metazoa, Arthropoda, Insecta, Diptera, Drosophilidae. The coding region runs from base 131 to 1963 and encodes 610 amino acids. The transcript has 4 exons.